AUGUCACUUGAUUGUCUCACCUACUCGACUACCAGCGCAGGCCUCCCCUUCCUACUUCUCCCGAAAGAGCACCUCAAACACUCCCUGCCCAAAAGGGUCUCUUUAACGCUUAAUCCUACACACUUGCCCUCAGAAUAUCGUCGUGGUUCCAAUGGGACAGCAUUCAUCACUAACAAAAGAUUGGUGUACAUUGCUGAGAAACACCCUGACAAUGAUUUCCAGGAUUUCGUACUACUUUUCAAUGCAAAUUUACACGAUUUCAAGAUGGAAACCCCUUGGUUCGGAGCAAAUAAGUUUACAGUUUUGUUCAAACCAACAAUGGAAAAUGCUGGCUUGAAUCAUAUGUAUAUUUGGAAAGGAAUUUUUAGUUUCAAUGAAGGAGGAAUCGCGGACUUCUCAACACAAGUUGGAAAAGCUUAUAACGAAUGGAAAUAUGGCCAGGAUGGCGAACAGCUUCCUGCAUACCAUGAAUAA
Molecule: messenger RNA, 474 nt
Organism: Saccharomycopsis crataegensis
Lineage: Eukaryota; Fungi; Ascomycota; Saccharomycetes; Ascoideales; Saccharomycopsidaceae
Exons: 1
Coding region: 1-474 (157 amino acids)
Biological process (GO): positive regulation of DNA-templated transcription
Cellular component (GO): nucleus
Molecular function (GO): transcription coactivator activity; chromatin DNA binding
Source: RefSeq, a predicted model, not a curated record